This is a messenger RNA of Cydia amplana, 819 nucleotides long. RefSeq lists its product as uncharacterized. Lineage: Eukaryota; Metazoa; Arthropoda; Insecta; Lepidoptera; Tortricidae. The transcript is spliced from 5 exons. Bases 1 to 813 code for a protein of 270 amino acids. The record is from RefSeq and is a predicted model, not a curated record.
AUGUGGCUUAUUCUUAUCACUGACUCUAGUAUCAGAAACAUGUUUGCCUUAUUAUUUACAUUGUGUUCAGUGUUUUUGAUUGGCGACGCCUCAUUUGUUGGCUCGCUAAAUAAAUGCAGUAUGAGCGACAGUGAGUGCCAUAAAAAACUGUACCAGUCGGUUAUAUCAGAUAUUGGCAAAAUCGGUGUGAAAGAAUUGGGGAUUCCCCCUGUAGACCCUUUGGAGCUGAAGAAUGUGUCCGUUUCCAUCCUAGGACUGCUUGAUAUCAGUUUGGAAGAUGGAAUAGUUAAAGGAGUAAAAGACUGCUUGCUAAAUAACGUCACGACCGACAUUCCCAACGGACACUUUUACUUGGAUAUGACAUGCGACAUCACGGUAAAAGGACAUUACAAAGCUUUUUCCUCCAGCCCCUUAAUCAAGACAUUAUUGGGAGGAGAAUUUAUCCGCGCUGAUGGAAUGGGAAAAGUCAGAGUAGAAAAACUUCACUUGAAUUUGGACUUUGCAAUCUAUGCCUACAAGGCUGAUGACGGGGAAAUUUACUUGACAUCGAUUUACGAUCAAACAAAAUAUGAUUCUGAAAUAUUGGGGAAGCUGGUAUUCGAAGGAAACAACAUAUUCAUGGGAAAACAAGAUAUUAGUGCUCUAGCCAUCAGCUUACUUAAUCAGGCCGGUAAGAGUAUGGCACCAUACUUUGGAAGAGCUUUUAUGGAGAAAUCUUUAGAAUUUGUAUACGCUUACUGUGGAAAAUUUUUCGAAGUUGUACCAGCGAGAUAUUACAUUAAAGAAGAUCUUACUCCGUUCGUAAAACAAUAAUGUCAU